GCCGGGCGCUGAGCCCCCACGGCCCCCCGCUCCCCGGCCGCGCACGGCCGAGCCCCAGAGAGCGCGCAGAGGCGCAGCCCGGGAAGCGCCGCCAGCGCCCGCCGCCUGCGUCUGAGGAAGAGCGGCGCCCUGGGAGCGAGCCAUGUCCGGCACCCGAGCGUAGCCGCGGGGGCCGCUCUCGGGGGCCGCGGGCCGGGUCCACCGCGCGCCGAGGACCAUGCUGCCUCCCGGCCGGGCGCCGCCGCUCGGGCUCCUGCUGGCGCUGACGGCGCUCCGGUGCCCAGUGACGGAGAGUCGAGCCAUCGUGGACAGCCUGCAGAGGUUUUCCUCGCUGCCCGCUUACCUCCCUGCCGGUCUACACAUCUCCAACGCCGAGCAGUCCUUCUUUCUUAAAGAGGCCAACCAGGACGUCACGAGGAACUCCAGCCUGCAGGCCCGAGUGGAGUCAUUCUUUAUCUACCGAGCCAGGGGCCCCCCGGUCGUCAACGCCAGCUAUGGUCCAUUUUCAGCGGAGCAGACAGUGCCCCGUGAGCUCAUGCUGACUUCUGCGCCCUUUGAAAACAUGGGGAAGUUUCCGUUCAACUGGAAGCUGAGAGCCCACAUCCUCGACAGCUCCAUUUACUCCAACAGGCCCAAAGUGCAGACCCUGUUUCACAUCACGGGGAUGGGCUGGGCUGAUGGCGACCCUGCGGAACAGCUCCCCUGCGUCAAGAUGUUUGCCUUCCCGGAGGCCAGGGAAGUGGCGGCCAGCUGCCGGCUGCAGGGGGCCCCCGGACUGUGCGUGGCCGAGCUGGAGCUGCUGCCCGAGUGGUUCAGCUCGGGGCUGGACCUGGAGCCCGAGGAGGAGAUCCCGGCCCUGCUGGGCGGCACCGCCAUGGAGCUAUUCUUCACGCUCUACCCGGCCGACCAGGCCGGCCAGUGUCCCCCGGAGGAGGACGGCAGGUGGGGGAACAACAUCCACUCGGGCCAGGACAGCCCCCAGCCGGCGCCCCCCGCCCGGGAGCGGAUCGGCAGCGUCGUGGUCUACCCGACCCAGGACGACCUGAAGUGGUCCCUGGUGAGCCUGGAUGAGAACGUCGUCAUCUCGGUGCCUCUGAACCUCGUCCGGGAAGGGGACACGGCCACCUUCUUGGUCUCUCUGACCAGUGGCUCCUUGGCAGACCACUUCACUCUUAGAAUUAAGGCGGCUGCCGGCGUGACAAUAACGGCGGUGCGAGUCAGCAGCGAAGGGCAGUGGGCCGUCCAGGAGGACAUAGACAACGACAGCGCGCAGACCACGGCCGCCCUCACCUGCGUGGGCCACCGCCCCGACACGCAGAGCAGAGCAAACGGCUCCUUCUACGAGAUCUUGCAAGUGGACUUCGGAGUUGACAACAGCAGUGGCCUGGCCGGGGCCCAGCAGAUCACCUGGCAGGUGGAGUACCCGGUGGAGGACUCCGUGAGCGAGCUGGUCGUCUCCGAGAUCUUCGUCAGCCAGACCUCCUUCGUGGGCAUCGUGCCUCUCGCCAUGGACGCGGAGCUGCUGAACACGGCCAUCCUCACCGGAAAAGCGGUCUCGGUGCCCGUGAAGGUGGUGGCGGUGCAGGAGGACGGCGCCGUGGUGGACGUGUCGGAGGCUGUGGAGUGCAGGUCCGCGGACGAAGACGUCGUCAAGGUCUCCGACGACUGCGGUUCCAUCUUCGUGAACGGGAAGGAGAUGAAGGGCAGGGUGGACACGAUCGUGAACUUCACCCACCAGCACUUCACCUCCCAGCUGGAGGUCACCGUCUGGGCGCCCAGACUGCCCCUGCAGGUGGAGAUCUCAGACACGGAGCUGAGCCAGGUCAAAGGAUGGCGGGUCCCGGUGGCCUCCAGCAAAAGGCCCACCCGGGACAGCGAGGACGAGGAGGACGAGGAGAGGAAGGGCAGAGGCUGCUCGCUGCAGUACCAGCACGCCGCCGUGCGCGUCCUCACCCAGUUCGUGGCCGAGUCGCCCGACUCGGGUCAGCUGAGCUACAUGCUGGGCCCCGACUGGCAGUUUGACAUCACCGACCUCGUGGUGGACUUCAUGAAGGUGGAGGAGCCGAAGAUUGCCCAGUUACAGGACGGCAGGACGCUGGCGGGCCGGGAGCCGGGCAUCACCACCGUGCAGGUCCUGUCGCCUCUCUCUGACUCCAUCCUGGCUGAGAAGACGGUGAUCGUCCUGGAUGACCGCGUCACCAUCGUGGACCUGGGCGUGCAGCUGGUGGCCGGCUUAUCUCUCUCCCUGCAGCCUCACAGGGUGGACAAGAGAGCCAUCGUGUCGACAGCAGCUGCCCAGGACACCCUCCAAGCCCCGCAGCAGGAGGCAAUAGUCAGCUCCUGGAUUUUGUUCAGUGAUGGUUCGGUGACUCCCUUAGACAUUUACGAUCCCAAGGAUUUUUCAGUCACUGUCUCGUCGCUGGAUGAGAUGGUGGUGUCCGUCCAGGCCAACCUUCAGUCCAAAUGGCCGGUGGUGGUUGCAGAGGGUGAAGGGCAAGGGCCCUUGAUUAAACUGGAAAUGAUGAUCAGCGAGCCUUGCCAGAAGACCAAGAGGAAGAGCGUUCUGGCCGUGGGCAAAGGGAAUAUCAAGGUCAGGUUUGAGUCAGGUAUCGAUGAGCACCAGGGAGGCAGCAACGACAUCGAGGGCAUGAAUCGGGAAUAUAAAGGCCACCUCAGCAACGCCAUAGAGCGCGAGGGAAGCCAGGAGAGAGCGGUCCAGGAACGGUCCCAACAUGGCACCUCGGUUGGCCAAGAGGAAGGUACCAACAAAAGCACAACCCCACGAUCCCCCAUGGAAGGAAGGAGUAAGAAGUUACUCAAGAGCGGUGGUCCAGACACCUUCACAAGCUUCCCCACUCAAGGGAAGUUCCCGGAACCCCACAGUCCUGGUGACCUCACGGUGACCUCCAGGGGCUUAACCGACCUGGAGAUUGGCAUGUACGCCCUGCUCUGCGUCUUCUGCCUGGCCAUCCUGGUCUUCUUAAUCAACUGUGUGGCGUUCGCUUGGAAAUACAGGCACAAAAGAUUCGCUGUGAGCGAGCAAGGGAACGUCCCCCACUCCCACGACUGGGUCUGGCUCGGGAAUGAGGUGGAACUCCUGGAGAACCCCGUGGACAUGACGCUCCCGUCGGAGGAGUGCACGACCAUGGGAGACCGGGGUCUGCCCUUCGAGGAGAGGAACUUCCUCCUGAACGGCAGCUCCCAGAAGACGUUCCACAGUCAGCUGCUCAGGCCUGCUGACUACGUCUAUGACAAAGACGUGAAAAACGAACCCCUGAGUUCCUCGGGCCCAAAGAGGAAGAGAGUCAAGUUUACUUCCUACACCACCAUCCUCCCCGAGGACGGCGGCCCGUACACCAACUCCAUCCUGUUCGACAGCGAUGACAGUAUCAAGUGGGUGUGCCCAGAUAUGGGGCUGGGGGACCCCCAGGACUUCCAAGAUUAUAUGGACAGACUGCAGGACCAGAUGUAAACUCCUUUCUCACGUUUGUAUUCACCUUUAUGCCUUCUGUUUUUUGAAUGGUGGAGCAGUGAGUUGGAUCAGCAAUAGGGGGUGACUUAACGGCGCUUCUCUGGUGGAGGUCUGGGGGGCGAUCCUUGCCUCAGCAGGGAUCAGAGACAGCCGUGGCAUCUGGGUUGUAAGCCAGGCAGUGUCUCCCAGCCGGCCACCUGUGGGUCCUGGAGGAAUUCUAAGACAGCGGUUUUACCUGCUGCCUGGCACUAGCUCAGUUCAAACAUCAUAAACGCGACCCCACAGACAUUGUUAAGUCAUCUCGGGACAAAACGGCCGUGUGGAAUUAGAAAAGACUUGGGUUUGAUUUUUCUACUCCUAGACCUUUUAAAGCACAGUGGACAUUUCUCGCCCUAGGCCUGAGAUCGGACAUACGCGAAAGAAGCUGAAUGUAGCCACCCAUAUUUGUUACGAGCACUGCUCAUUAUUUUUAUAUAUAUUUGCACCUGCACCUGGUUCCUUUGACCUCUGCAAUUCUUUUCGAAACAUGAAGACGAGAAAUUUCCUUUCUUUUUUUCCCCUUCUCUGAGAUCUGUUUGAUUUGCGUAUGAGUUGUAAUCACUGAGAUUUGCCACGUCAUGUUAUUUCCUGGGUGUCCGUGCAGAAUUUCAGGUUCUUUCUGGUUUUCCGCGUUUGAUCACGUGGGGGCAAUAUCUAAGAAGCUUAUCCUCACGCCGUCUUUCCUUCUUUUUGUUGUUGAAAUUUCUUACAGCAGACGGGGACGUGGGAUUUUACUUAAAAGUAUCAAUAUACUGUGAGGGAGGGCCAUCUUCUUUACAAUUUUCUACAUGAUGCUUUAAAACUUUGCAGAAAAGUUGGGAACCAUGAACCUUUACUUUUAUCUUCUGCUUGGGGAAGUCAUGGGGAACUCCUUCCUGGAGUGCAUAUCUUGAGGGCGAAGAAGGUCCUCAAAAUAGUGUAUUUAUACUGAUGCUUUGUGGUCAACACGAUUUGUUAUUGAAACUGGAAUCAAGAUCUAGGAAUGAUACAUACAGGACGGAAACUGCACAGGAAAUACCAUCAGAUGAAACUUUCCUUAUACCAGGACAAAACUGUUUAAAGCAGUAAGUGAAACGAUGUUUCAGCUUAGCAAUACGUAGUCGUCUAUCCAUACAGUGACUUCCCCCACCCCCAACCAAAAUAUACAUAUAUAUAUAUAUAUCUCCUCAGUCUUGACUCUGGCAGAGAUAAAACCUAUACAGGGUGUGCGUUGAUGGAGAAAAGCAAUGGGUUCCCUCCCCCAAAAUUCAUAAAACAAAUGAUCAUUCCAGCAGCUUGCGAAGCAGUUGUGAUAAAAAAAAAAAACACAUAGCUACUGGGCAAUCAAAAUGGUGAGAAAGAGAAAAAAAAGCAUGAUUCUGGCAUAAUUUUUAAAUAAAAAAAGUCUCAAGCAAAGCAAGGAUUUCAGGUUAGAAAUUGAUGACAACAUGUUUCUCCGUUAAAAUGAGAUAGCUGGACAAACAACCCCUGGACGAGUCUGCCUCAUUUGGAGCAUCCCUGAGCCACCUGCAUCUCUGAGAAGCAGAGUUUCAAAGACCGGAAGCAGCAAGGGCCUGCAGGAGGUACUGAGGCAGCUCCUUGACUCCCGAUGGCUGAUGACGGGGCCGUUCAAAAGGGAGGCGGUCAGUGGUUCCCCACAGGGUUCCGCAGACAGGCCCGGGGCACCAGCCUCCUCCGGCCGUCACUCGGCAGCCGCAGGGUUCGCCCCAUGUCUCUUGUCCACAGGGCUGCGGCACAUUUGUAAACAGAGCGUAAGUCACCAGUGGUGCACUGCCUGACCCCCAGAGGCUGGUGUACAGUUGCUCUUGGGCUUAAAAUGAGGCAGUGAGUUUCCCCAAAUCUUCUAGUUUGGAUAAUGAAGCCAGGAAACCCAGGCGUCUGCUUCCAAAGGAGUUUUUGCAAAGAGAUGACGGACAUUCUCGUAGGAAGAGCUCCCCUGUUAUUCGAAGGAAGCUGCCUCUGCUCUCCAAGGGGCUUGGUGGGGAGGUAGCUGGAAACCACUGUGCAGGGCCGGAGAGCAGUUCCCGCGCUGAUGGGGACAUAGCUUGUCCGUCUGAGCCCUGCGCCUUCUCUAGGCACUUCCCACUCUGUCUCCCUUUGGAUCCUCAACAUUCCAGACAUAGCUGGGAUUUCGUUUCUGAAACUGAGGAACCGAGGCUGACGUGGGGGUGUCUCUCACACACAGCAGGCUGCCCCCACUGGUAAAAAUGAGGCUUUCCGGGGUUAUAAUUCGGCAGGGGAUCAAAGGCAGUUACCAUUGCCGCGGGGAGCCUGGUUAAGGAGCAUGUACAUGGGAGCGUUUCCGAAGGUCCCGGUGCUGGACGUGACGCAGGCGUGAACUGGGGAGAAUGGAACGUGCCGGCGGGAGUCUCAGCGAGCCGGGAGCUGGCCGCGGUGCUGAAGCCGGAGUCGCCCAGAGCGGGGCCGGCUGUGUGCAGUCGCCGGGCUUAUGUCUGCGACUCGGUCAGUUCAAAGUGAAAAUCAGAUGGAAAGUCACGGGGAAGGGACCCCUCUUACUACACAACACACACUCACAAAUACGCACACAUACACACGGAUACCCACGCGUGUGUGUCUGUGUUUCUAGGGCAGCGGCAGAGAAGCCCGUCUUCCAGAGGAAUCAGCACUGUCCGUUGCUCUCAGACCUGGCGUAGGCACUGUUCAGCUUAACAGAGCUUCCCUGAAGUUCCUUCUGCUCUAAAUACUUCCUGCUGAUAGAAACCAUGGGCGGUAUCUGCUUGUUUUCCAACUAGUCAAUUUUAAACACAUAGGAACUGUGCCCCCUUAAACAUUUCGGCUAAAAUGGGCAGAAUGGCAUAAAUUAAGAUUAGAAAUACAGUUCCCUGGGGGCCAUGCAUUUGCCUAGAUUGUCCAGGGUUUUACUGCGGAGAUAUUCAAAGGGUCGGCGUUGAUAACCCGAGAGAACGGUGCCGGUAGGGUCCCUUCCUCUCCCCAGAGAACAGGAUGUUUGCACUGCAGCCGCCCCCGCCCCUGCCCUGAGGCAGACACAGCACCUCUUGAGGGGGCACCAAGCUGCAAACUGAUUUCAGAGUCAUACAGAGGGCGGUUCAGAUGCUCCGUGAAGACCAGGUCACCUAGAACCAUGGGGGACACGAGACCCCCGUCUCCAGGGCCAGGCGUCUGCCUUCCAGGGCGGUGCACAGUGAACCACGAGCCACUGCCACAUGAAACAGCUGGCGUGUGAACACACAGUGUGCUGCAUUGGGGAGACAAGAAGAAGAAAAGACACGGGAAGUUUUCCCUGGAAACUUCUCCCAAAGAACUCACCAGCGAGCAGACCUCAGAAUCCCCCACAUGAACCGGGAGAAGGAAUAACUGAUUCGCUGCGCACCGGCCAGGCUGAGUUCCCAGACUACAAUAAUCCUUAAACUGCAGGCAGAGAGUCUCUAUCUGUAAAAAUUAACGCAGGGAAAAAAAUGGAUUAAUUUUUGUGCCAUCACCACAUCUGUAGACGAAAUGUUUUGUACCUAGCUAAUGUUUUAAGUUUUAGGAAGUCUGCCUUUGUGCGUGUUGAUCAGCAUUCUCAUCUCAUCCUUUGAGAAAGGUGUCUUCCCAAAGUCGGGACGUUGUGAAGUCUUUGUCAGAGAAGAAAAUAUAGUCCGACUUCAUGGACCGCAGAGGGCGGCUUCAUCAGAAUCUUACACUCCCCACCGGCACCCUUGUAUUCUUACUCUAGUCAGCUCAAGAACGGCCUCAAUUCUCCAUUCUAGUCUCUGUAAAUGACAUGAUAGAUGUUUCAUAAACCCAGCAACCGUCUCCUCCCUCAAAAUUAUAUUACGUGUCAUGUACCAUAUAUCACCUGUUAUGUAAAGGAACAGGGUGGGUGGAGGAAAAGUUAUGCUCAAAUAGGGAUAGCAGGUAUUUUUGUAUGUAAAAUAGGCAACAUACUUACUGAACCUCUGAAAGGUGUAUUGGAAUAAAUACGUUUAAAAAAUAAAAGCAUGCAAAGCUGUAGCUUUUAAAUGUACAGACAUCCCACUCAGAUAUAUCUAAACUGACGGUGGGAAAGCAUUGGGACCUGACAUCGUGACAUCCACUGAGUUAGCCGUGUGGCCUUUAGAGGGCGUGGCUCGCGCUGGGCUUGUUAGUGGAAACUGCCAGAACAUUUUAACCUGACUCUUCAUUACUUUCGGAGUUUUUUUCCUUUUCCUUUUUUUUUCUGGAAAUAUUUCAGAAAUAAAGUGACUUCUUUUUCCAGCAUAAAGGUAUAUUCUAA
This is a messenger RNA of Camelus dromedarius (Arabian camel), 7748 nucleotides long. RefSeq names its product transmembrane protein 132B (gene TMEM132B). The record is from RefSeq and is a predicted model, not a curated record. Lineage: Eukaryota; Metazoa; Chordata; Mammalia; Artiodactyla; Camelidae. The coding region runs from base 218 to 3472 and encodes 1084 amino acids. The transcript is spliced from 9 exons.